This is a messenger RNA of Eriocheir sinensis (Chinese mitten crab), 6914 nucleotides long. RefSeq lists its product as uncharacterized. NCBI's taxonomy places the organism in Eukaryota, Metazoa, Arthropoda, Malacostraca, Decapoda, Varunidae. The coding region runs from base 131 to 6481 and encodes 2116 amino acids. The record is from RefSeq and is a predicted model, not a curated record. Gene Ontology annotation, molecular function: nucleic acid binding; ATP binding. The transcript has 31 exons.
GUCCGACGCGACCACGAGGAGGAGGACCACGCGUUCGAUCCUCCACCGACCAUUACAACCUUUCUCUCAAUACAACGAUAAAUAAGCAGAAAACACACUCAUAGGCCAAGACGGCGCAAUAGCCUCUACUAUGACGGCCGAGAGGGCCUGGGAAGUCCCCUUUGAAGUGGCGCCGCCCCCUGAGGAGGAUGAGUGCCUCUCACAGCUCCCGUCACAGAUCCCCUCACAGUCCACGGCCUCCCAGAUGUGGUCCAAGGCUCCACCUUCCUGGGGUGGGGUCCGGACACACCAGUCAGUCCCACAGCACCAGGAGCCCUACAUUGACUCUGGGGGGAACACAUGGGACCACCAACUGGCCCCUGAGGCACAAGGUCACCAAGUCCAGGACCUCUACACCCAGGAGCUCAACCACACAGAGGCACAUCAGCCACAGGAGGACUUUGACCAACAGGACUAUGACAAGUACUAUAUCAGUGACCCAGAGCUGGAGGAGGGUCACCAGGAAUAUAAUUCCACAGGUCACACUCUUGAAGGUCACCAGGUAUACCAAGGUCAAACUAUGCAAGGUCACCAGGUCUACCAAGGAGGGGGUCACGCCACACCAGGUCACCGAGUCUACCGAGGAGCUGGGCAGGUCACUCAGGGUCAACAGAUAUACCAAGGAAUGGGUAACGCUGCACAAGGUCACUCAAGCUUCCGUGUAGCUGGGCAGGUCACACAGGGUCAUGCCGGGCUGCAAGGUAACCAGGGGCAGCAGGGUGAGAAGCAACACCUGCCUGUCCAUCUAACCCCAGCCUCCUCUCUGGUCAGGGGCAGUGGGAAGCCUCAGCCUCCUGCAGUGACAAAAAAGAGCAGUGGUCCCAGUGGUCCAGGGGGAGGCAUGCUGAGGCCAGCUGGGGACAUACCCAACCCGUAUCGUUCCCUGUUCUCUCAGUUCCCCUUCUUCAAUAUUGUUCAGUCCACGGUGUUCAAGGAUGUGUUCCAGUCAGACCGGUCAGUGGUGGUGUCGGCGCCCACAGGGUCCGGGAAGACUGUGGUGAUGGAGCUGGCCUUGGUGCGCCUCAUGAUGACCCGAGACAGCCAGGCCAGCAGUGAAAACCCGCCCCAGCUUGCCAGAGUGGUGUACAUGGCCCCCAUGAAGGCCCUGGUGACAGAGAGGUACCUGGACUGGCGGCAGAAGUUGGCACGCCUCAACCUGUCCUGUGCCGAGAUCACCGGAGACACAGAACAUGACGACAUCACGGUCAUCAAAAACUCUGAGGUGAUACUGACCACCCCUGAGAAGUGGGACUUCCUGACCCGCCGUUGGAGGGACCACGCCUCCCUUAUGCAGGCCGUAUCUCUCCUCCUCAUAGAUGAAGUGCAUGUGCUGAAUGAUGAAGGUCGAGGCCCCACCCUUGAGGCAGUGGUGUCCCGCAUGAAGACCAUCCGCGCCACUAGGCCCUCCCAGGGGAACUCCGAUGCCUCGCCCCACCUCAGGUUUGUGGCAGUCUCGGCUACGAUUCCCAACGUUGAGGAUGUUGCUGCCUGGCUCUCGGAUGACCCCUCUCCUGCAGUCUAUCACAAGCUGGAGGAAAGCUUGCGGCCCGUCAAGCUGCGUCGUGUGGUUCUUGGUUAUGACUGCCGGGAGAGUUGGACAGAAUUUCGCUUUGACCUCGCCCUCAACUACCGCCUGCCCGGUGUCAUCGCCAACUAUAGUGAUAAUAAACCUACCCUGGUGUUCGUCUCAACAAGAAAGGCAGCCCAAUCCUCUGCCUCCACCCUGGCCAAAGAAGCGCGGCUUAUACGUGAUGCAGCCCACAAGCAGCUCCUCACCACUGUUGCCAAUGGUCUCAGGGACAACAAGCUCAGAGAAUGUGUGAUGUGCGGCGUUGGGUUCCAUCAUGCUGGGUUGGUGGCAGGUGACCGACGACAAGCUGAGGAGCUCUUCACUGCCAGUCAGCUGCCCGUCCUUGUGGCCACCAGUACCCUCGCCAUGGGGGUCAACUUACCUGCUCAUCUGGUGGUUGUCAAGUCCACCUCACAGUACGUGGGUGGUGGUUAUGAGGAAUACUCUUCGGCCCAGCUUCUGCAAAUGACAGGGCGUGCAGGGAGGCCACAAUUUGACACUCAUGCCACUGCUGUCAUCAUGACCAAGAGCAAACAUAAGGUCAAGUACGAAAACCUGGUAACAGGACGUACCCAGCUAGAGUCUCAUCUCCACCUUCACCUGGCGGAACACCUGAACGCCGAGAUCGUACUCGGGACAGUGACGGACCUGGGGGUGGCCGUGGAGUGGCUUCGGUCCACCUUCCUGUACGUGCGGGUGCAGCACAACCCAAGCCACUAUGGGCUGCCCAAAGACCUGCAGCAGACACAGCUCGAGGCCAGGCUGCAAGAGAUGUGCACGAAGGAGGUGAACGCCCUGGCACGUGCUGGGGUCAUCCUGUUGGGGGAGAUGGACAUAAAACCCACGCUACCCGGCAGACUGAUGGCACGGUACUGCGUCUCCUUUAGUACUAUGAAGACCUUCCUGCAGCUGACGGGGCAGGAGAGUCUCAAGGACGUGGUGGAGAUGGUGUCAGCCUGUCAGGAGUUUUACGACAUCAAGGUGCGUGUGGCGGAGAAGAGAGUGUUGAACGAGCUGAACAAGAGCCAGACCUCCGCUAUCCGGUAUCCCAUCAAGGGCAAGAUUAAGACCAGGGAACAGAAAGUUAACUGCUUGGUGCAGGCCACGCUGGGCAGUGACAACAUCGUGGACCCGGGCUUGAGUCAGGAGGCCAGCAAGAUAUUCCGCACAGGACAGCGCCUCACCAAAUGCCUAUCUGAGUACGGGGCCUCAAGAACAGAGUACCAGCUGCACCUCAACACCCUGCUCCUGGCCAAGUGUUUCAGCUGCCGCCUCUGGGAAAACAGCCGCUUCGUCACCCGCCAGUUGGAGCGCAUCGGACCUGCCUUCAGCCUGGCGUUCGUGCAGUCCAAGAUCACCUCCUUCGCGGCCCUGGAAGCCACCUCGCCCCGGGACAUUGAGUUGAUCCUCAACCGCCAGCCGCCUUUCGGGAACCGCAUCCGUGACCAGGCGAUGAAACUGCCCCGCUACGAGGUCACCGUGGAGCAGCUCAACCAGGUGAGUCGCGAGAAAGCUGACCUGCGGGUGACGGUGCGGCUGGCCAACCUAGAGGCCCUGAAGGACGGCUCCACCACGCCUACGCACCACGCCUGCCGCCUCCUGCUGGGGGACGCCGAUAACAAGGUCGUCCACCACCACAAGAUAACGGAUGUGGCUCUCAAGGCGCGUGGGUCCGUGAGUCGUGUGAUCAACGUGUCAAGAGCCCAGACCGGAGACGCCCUGGAGAUUAACUACAUUUCGUUGACCUGGGGUGGUCUGGACGUUCAGAGUACCUACACCCCUCGUUACCUGCCCCGCCCACCCACCACAAUGAAGUCCACUAACACCACCACUAACACCACCCUCAAGCAGGAGAACAAGAGCAACAAUAAUACCAACACCAGCAACACCACCACCACUGAGCCGAGUGUUUGGGCAGGUAUCGGGGAGCGGCGUGCCUGUCUACACACCUGUGGAGACAAACGUAAUUGUGCCCACACCUGCUGCAAGGUGGGCGUGAGUGCCAAGCCGAGCAGUGGGCGUGGAGGGGAGGUGCCGGCUGUGGUGGAGGAGGUGAGGAAGAGAGCCACACACCUGCCCAACACACCUGUCAAGAAGCUCAAGGGCACCGCAGGCAGCGGGUCGGUGGACCUCUCCCAGUUCAGCUACACCCCAUCCCAGUCCUUGCUGAUGCCGCCCCCCGCUCCCCGCGGCAGACAGCAAGCCUUUCCUUCAUAUCACAAAGUUUGCCGCUUCGACGGGGACCAGACCACAGCCGGGUCUUUUGCCGGCAGGGGUCUUAACCCUCGGCCGAUGAGCACACAGGGGCUCCGGAGGCACACCCAGGGGCUAACCCAGGGGGAUGAGUUUCUCACAGACGAUGUAAUACACGAGUUCGUGAGCGAGGCCGAUUUCACCGAGGAGGAGCAGACUGACGACUUCGCAGAUAUGGAGGCUUUCUUGGUCGACUUUGAGAAGGAGAACGUCCUCGAGGAAUACGAGGACGCCUUCAGCGAGCCUCUCGAAGUCGAGGAUAUCCAAGGCGCAGAUGUGGACACGUCGUGGGUGCAAGACCACCAGAGUCACCCCUCUCCAGCCGCCGCCAGGGGUAUACGCCCCCAGCCACGGGGAGUAAGGCCAGGACAGAGGCCCGUCAGACCCCAGCAUCCCAUGGCCAGUCAAACUCCUAGGCCACAGCGACCCACAGGCAUGCAGGUCACACGGGGUCAGGGGUCACAGAGGCCACCAGGUAGUGCUGGGCGAGGUCAGGGAUUGGUCAAGCCCCCGGGGACGCACACCACCCAGGCUAAGCUGACCCGAUGGCUGCAGACCGGCCAGAUCACGGCGCCCCCACGCAGCCAGACCAGCCAGCCGAGUAGACCCGUGCCGAGCCAGAGCCAGCCAGUGAUGCGGCCACCACAGCCACAUGCCAGCCAGAGCCAGCGGUGCUUCAGGCCAGCAGGAGUUAUGGCCAGUCAGGGCAGGCAGCCCCUCAUACCCGCUGGACCAGUGACCACUCAGACCUUUUCACGACCCACACCUGUCACCAGCCGGAAUGUGUACCCUGUGAGACCUGCAGGACCAGUAGCCUGUCAGAACAUGCAGCCCCUCAGACCAGCAGGUGCCAUGGCGUCUCAGAACAGACCCACAGCAGUAGCCAAUCACAACACUCAGCCCCCAAGACCCAGAGCUGCGGUCAGUCAGAACUCACAGCCCUUCAGACCAGCAGCAGUAGGGAUCAAUCAAAAUAUGCGGUUCGUUAGACCAACAGGAGCAGUACCCAGUCAGAACACACAGUCCUUCAGACCCAUGGCUGUCCCCUCUAGAAACACACAGCCCCAGAGGUCAUCAGGAGCGAUGCCCACUCAGAACACACAGGCCUUCAGACCUUUAGGAUCCCAGACAGGCCAGACCUAUAGACCAGCCGGCCCUCCAGGAGCAACGACCAUGCAAGGGUACGGUCCUUCCCCCCAACACACCAACACCCAGGCCCUUCAGUCACAGGCUCAGCCCAGAGAUGCAGGGCCAUCACAGGGCAGCCAGCAGGCCUUGGGAGCCACAUUCCAGGCCACAAUGGCUCUUGUCACCCCCUCUCAAAGACCACUUCAGACGCAGGCACCUCGAGGGCCAGCCACCCAGCCGUCUGCCCCCACCAGACAGGCGCCACAGACCAGCUACCAACCGUUCAGGCCGUCGUAUGCACCGGGCGGACAGGUGAAGGAUGCCGGAGAGUCCUCGGGGUGGCAAGGCAGCCAAACCGUCCCUUGCAUGCAGGGGGAGGGCGCCGUGCAGUUGCAAGAAGGAGGCGAGGCCAAUCAGGAGCAUGGAGGAGGAGGAGGAUGGGCACACACCAGCACCUCCCACGGGGGUCACCCUUACAGCACACUCCCCCGCACCACCGAUGCCGUGACUCCAGGGGCAGCAGGCACUCUCACAGCCUCACAGACCUUCGGGGCACCGUGGCAGCAGCAGCAGCAGCAGUACUCAGCCAGUGACUGUCUGUGGGGCCCGCAGGGAGGCAGCAGCCUGAAGCAGUUUUCCCUGCCGGCUGCUGGCAUUGAAAGCUCCUCCGUCAGUGAGCCGCCAGCCGCCCCUCACGACGCCCCCCCGCCCCCCCUCAUCACCAGUACGGCAGACACAGCCUUCACCUCACUUGAAUCUGAAUACCAAAGCAGUGUUGCCUCCUCCAGCAGCCGCGGCCAUUACUGGUCCAACAUAUCGCAGCUCCAGCCACUGUCAGAGUCACCCGCAGGGGACCGCCGCGCCGCGCCGCACGCCAGGCCGAUGGCGGGGGUCAGGCCGCUCGUGGUUGGCGGCGCCUCAGGCAGGAAAAGGGAGCCCGACCCCUUCUCUCACCUGACCAAGGAAUGGGACGAGGUGCAGCGAGGGCGGGGUAAGGGCAGGCUCAGCAACAUCAGCCUCCCGGCGGCCUCGCCUCGCCGCCCGGAGCGGCAGGCUCCCCCCACCCCCACCCCCACCCCCACGCCGGCCCCGGGGGGACAGGAUGACGAGUGGCGUGACCUGGAGAUGUUCCAGUGGUGUCGCCGGCAGGAGAGGCUCGCUCUGCACUCCCUGUACAAACGGGACCACCAAGGCGAGGCCCAUCACUCGCCCACUGAGCUGGCCUCCAAGGGCCGCCCCGCCAGGGAACACACGCUCCAGGGCAGCAGGUUGCAGAUCACCUACGACAACGGCAGCCAGGGCCCCGUUGUGGGCGUGGGGCUGAGCGGCGUUGGCGGCGCCCAACAGAAAAUCAACAUUAACUUGUCCAGCCUGGACCGCGGCGCCACGACCAGCACACAGGGCGUCGAGGAGCCGCAGGUGCGAGGCAUACUCAAGAAACCUACUCAGAGCUCGUGGUGUGUCCCGGACAUCUACGAGGGCAUCGACUGAGGGCGCCGCGGUAAGUACCCUGCUGCUGACGGUGGAGGAGGAGGAGGAGGAGGAGGACUAACAAGAGCAGGAUGGAGAGGAGACGGAGGAGGAGUUAGCAAGGAGGGCAAUGACUACAGUACAUAUGGAAGAGGAGGAGGAGGAAGAUGAGGAGGUAGUUGAGAGGUGAUAUUAGUAACAGUGAUCAUGGAGGAGGAGGAGGAAGAGGAGGAGGAGGUGAAAGCCAUAGAAGAGGAGCAGAAGGAGGUGAAGGAGGUAGUGCAUAUGAUAGGGAGUAGAAGGAUAGAGUGAUAUAGGAUAGGAGAGGAAGGAAGGAGUAGCAAGAAGAAGAAGAAGAGGAAAAGGAGAUGCUUAUAAUCGGAAGUAAAAUGAGGCGGAGAUUGAUAGAAUAGAAGAGUAACAAAUGGAUAGAGAAAUUAGGAUGUAGUAGAGA